Clarias gariepinus (North African catfish) is the source of this 4949-nucleotide messenger RNA. RefSeq names its product granulocyte colony-stimulating factor receptor-like. The coding region runs from base 452 to 2569 and encodes 705 amino acids. The transcript is spliced from 14 exons. Gene Ontology annotation, molecular function: protein binding. The record is from RefSeq and is a predicted model, not a curated record. Lineage: Eukaryota; Metazoa; Chordata; Actinopteri; Siluriformes; Clariidae.
UUCCUCCUGUUGGGUUCGUGUCGCAACGCGUGUUAAGAGAGCGUUUCCGAUUGUAUUUCACAUGAAAGAGUGUGUGAUUAGAGCACCAGAAUGAACACGAUGAGAACAGGAUUUUUUUUUUUUUUUUUGGUUUUCUUGAGCAGUCACUGAGGCGCACUGGCUCUAAAUACUAGACGCUGAGUAAGUGAAAGAGAGAGAGAGAGAGAGAGAGAGCGCGCGCGCGCGAGAGAGAGAGAGAGAGCGCGCGCGAGAGAGAGAGAAAGCGCGAGCGGGUGAGUGCGCGAGCUUCGGCACUCCAGUCUCGAUCCAAGUCUGAUUAAUUAGAGAUCCACCAGAAUGACAUGUCGGGGAUUUUCUCUGGCAUCUACAGCUACACGAAGCUGAUCCGGGACAACAGCAAGACCAGCUCGUAUUCUCGUUUUUUUUUAGGAUCAGAUUUGGAUUAGUAACCAUGAGAAUUGCUUUGGUUCUCAUGACAUCAGUUUUUCAGGUGCUGGGUAAAGGUCUUAUCAGCAGUCCUAAAAAUGUCGUAUGUAUUGGAAAGAUGAAAUCUAAAGAUUUAAAAUACAGUUCCUCCUGGCCCAGAAUAAAGUGUACAUGGGAUCAUGAUCAAUAUACUACAGAUAUCAAGUACAGAGUCCAUCUAAAGCAGAAUGAAGAACAUAUCUGUGAAUCAUCAGAAAAAAAUUGUUCCUUCCCAGAUGAUGUCAUUGUGUUGAUGCAUGACACACUAAAGAUAAGUGUGAGUGCAGAGGAUGCCUAUGGAAAUUCAGCUCUAUCUAACGAAGUUUCCUAUAGUGAGGGUUGGGAUAUUGUUCAAAUGGAUUCACCAACAGAUAUUAUUGCUAAGCCGUUGCCGAGCGGUCUCAGAGUGUCGUGGAAGAUUGAGUGGUCUAACGUGGGCAGUGUCGAGUGUGAAAUACAGUUACAUGAAAAAGGUUCAAAAACUAAGCCUGUUGUGAAAAAUCCGGAAGACUGCUUUUUAACUGCUUUGGAAAUAACUGAGGUGAAACCUUGUACCAACUACUCAGUGUCCAUGCGCAGUAGGUUUCAAGGCUCAGUCUGGAGCACCUGGAGCCCUCACGUCACUACAACCAGCUAUCUCAAUGUGAGUGGCUUACAGUUCUGGAGAUCCAAAAGUAUAUUAAGUGAUAGGGGAACCAGAACAGUGCACCUUAUGUGGAAGGGAGUCCCGCCAUCAUGUAAAGCUUUUGACAAAUAUUGUAUUUUUAACGACUCUCAAAGAAUUCCAGAGUGCUUUGGGCCCUUCCAAGAUCAUACGUUUAUUACUUUAGAUGAACAUUCACACAGAAUAACCGUGGCUAUGGUCCUCAAUGGGACGAGUCUCAAGGAAGCUUCCAUUGAGGUACCUGCUAUGGCCAGAGAGGUAAAUUUACCUCCAGUUGGGAAUGUCAACGUGGUUGUCCAGCAUGGACGGAUCCAAAUAACCUGGAACAAGCCCAGUCUUCCUGUCAGUGGAUAUAUAAUUGUCUGGAACAGUACUUCCAAAAACCACAUGUGGCAGCAAACCCUAGAAACUAAUUUCACUUUGAAGGGUGAGCCUUUUGCUCUCUACACCAUAUCACUGACCCCACUCUAUAAAGAUGGUCCUGGAAAUGAGAUUACUCUUCAUAAUUGCAACCAAGAAGGAAACAUAAAUAAAGUGUCUAAAGUCGAAGUAACAAGGGUGAGCGAUACAUAUGCAGAGAUUCACUGGUUGCCGUUAUUACCGACCCACUGCUGUGCCUUUGUCCUGAACUACAUGGUGUUCUACAAAACAUACAAUGAGUCCAAACCCAAAAAUGUCCCUGUGAGAGCGAAUGAGCACCAUGUCAUUUUGAGGAACCUGCAGCCUGGAACAGAGUACAGCGUUUAUAUCAUGGCCAAUACACUUACUGCAACUUCCAAGAGCGUGCCAAUCACAUUCUUAACAAAUCCCAACAGUAAUUCUUUGUUUAUUGUGACAAUUCUUCUUCUUUCCUGCUGUGUUCUUUUGAUCUUGCUGUCCAUGAUUGUUUUGACAAUACAAAAGAAACUCUUAAAUAAAAAGAUCCCAGACCCACGAUUCAGUUCUCUAUCCAUGUGGCCAUCAGAGAACUGCAAAAAGGCUUGGCGUCUACUCCCAGUGUCUGGGGGCAGGGACACAGAGAAGAUUCUGCCAUGUCAUGUGGACAGUGAGGUUAUCAGUGUAUCACCAACCAGCAAAAAAGACAUGGCCACAGUAAAGGCUUUGACAGAUAUCCAGAAUAAUGCAACACCUGACCCGGCAUUACAGACAGAAAACACUCCAGUGGCUGCCAGUUUUACUAAUGAGGACCUGCUGCCAUUUGGUGGCAGAGAGCAAAGAGUCCCUCUGAAAUUGCAGAGUUCAGAAAUGUGUCUCGUCCCCUCUAUUCAAUCACCAUACAGGAAACAAACGCCAGUGAACAGCCCUGUGGAGUCGCUUGGUAAACCUGUAUGGUUAGAUGAGACAGAGACACUGCUGACACCAAAACAAAAAAAUUCAAAUGACUUUGCUAGUUAUGUAACCUUGGACAUGUUUGACUCUAAGAAACACCCAAACAAGUGACGACUUUAACAGAGUGGUCUCUCGAGCUAAUGUGGCUGCAUAUCUUGGGCUAAUAGUAAUAAUAUUUACAACAGCUUUAUCAUUGGGUGCUAUUGCUACAGUACACCUGUGAUGUAUACCUCUAUAGCAUUCAAAACAUCCAGUAACUAGUAAGAACCAGAAUUAACAUAGAUAUGGUACUGUGGAAAUGGCUUGAGUUACAUUGAUUUUGCAUUAAAUUAAAUAAUGCAUUAAUGCUUGUUUUUGCAUUAAAUUAAAUAAUGUAGAUUAAAUUAAAGUAAUGGGGACAAAUGUUUUACUGCGAAAGGCUGCAACAAGCCUAAAAAUUCAAUCUACAAAUUGGUUGUAUAUUUAACAAUCUGAGCAGCAACCUCAUUUCCCCUCUCGUCUGUUCCAACCACUCAGUAUCACUAUUAUACUAAUCACCGGCCUGAACAUCUGUCAACAUCUGCAUUUGUUUCUCACUGGUUCUUGUAUUAAGUUAAAUGGGUGUUUUUUUUUAAUGCUUGAAUGAUUCAUAGGUCACUGUGUGGCUUAAUAAACAAAAACAUUCCUCUGAAACUGGUCAGGUACAGGACUGGAUUAAAAAUGAGAAACUGCAGUAAAUGUUACCAACAAUGAGAGUCUUUAGGAAGCCUGGACAGCUAUUUCUUAAGACUAUGUUAAAAGUCGAAAAGACAUCAGGUUUAAAAAGGGGGAGCAAAAAUUGCAGCUAUACCUUUACUGGAUGAUAAUGUAGAUGAUAUGGGGCUUAACUGCUCUAAACAAAUGCUACAGUCCGCAGUACCGAUGGGAUAGCAGCGACCAGCCGAGAAAUACAUUUUCAGCAAGAAAACACAUCUGAUAACGUUGUCAUUUAAACCAAUACUUUUUCUACUGAUUAAUUGCUUCUAAGUCAUUCGAUUUGCCUCUGUGUUGUUUAAUUUCAGCCUAAUGUGAGCUACAAAGCUAACUAGCUUCCAACACAAGGCUGAAUCCCAGAUCCUUCUGUAACUCCUCAUCAAGGGCACGACUUUGUGUGUAGGACAGGUGGCUGUACAAUCCUAGCGUACUUGAUUUCCAUUUAACAAUGGGAACAGGAAAUGAUAACCCACUUACUCAAUCAUCGCCUGUACCGCUUUAUCCUGUAUACAGGGGGGACUGGAGCCUAUCCCAGGAGACUUAGGACACGAGGCAGGGUACACCCUGGACAGGGUGCCAAUACAUUUCAGGGCACACAUAUAUAGACAUACUAUGGGCAAUUUGGAAGUGGCAAUUAGCCUGAUCUGCAUGUCUUUGGACUGUGGGAUGAAACCCACCAAGCACGGGGAGAACAUAUAAUCUCCAUGCACAUGUACUGUAGGCGGGAUUCGAACCUGACUAUCGUUAAUGAUGAAUACCUAGCUUAAUGUAUGGCUACCUUGCAAAUAAAUGCUUCUAAACGUGCAGUGUUUGCUAUGUAAGUGUGUAAUUAUAACCAGUAAUUUAUGGUUAUAUUAUAGUGAAUGAAUUACAUAAAAGAAAAGGAUAUUACUCAAAAUGGUCACUUGUUUAUAUUUUAUGUUAAGAUUGAUUUUUUGUAUUAUACUUUUAUAAUAAAAAUAAUUAUAUAUCUAUAUACUUUAUUUUAUAUGUAAUAUAAGUGUUUUUGUGUAAAAGCUGUAGUUUUGUACAAGUUUUUUUAAGCCAUGUAUUUUGCCCUGUACAUUUUUAUUGCUUAAUUUUUUUUAUCUGUUUUUUUUUUCCCCCUUUAAGGCAAAAUUAUCAUCUGUGUAUCAAUAUGAGCUGAAAAUAACUUGGUAAUGUCUGAUGAUAUUAAUAUCACAUGAUCAGGUUUGCAAAUGGCAGACAAUAUUAACGUUAAGACAACAUGAAGCAGAAAUCAAAACUUUCUUGUUUCAAAGUAAAAAAACAAAAUGUACAGCUGGGAUGUCUUGAUGGUGUUAUUUUAUUUUAAUGAAAGUGAGAAAUACUGUUGAACUGAAAAGAUGUCUAGUUUGAUUUGGUAUUGUCAUUUUUUUUGUUGGCUCAAAGGACAGUGGUAACUUGACAAAGUCAGGACAUGUUUGUAUAUAUUCGUCUCAUAGAUGUUCCACAACAGUAACACUGUACUACAUGAAUGUCUUGUGUGGCGUGUUUUAUCUUUUAUACUGUAGUUUCUGUUGCAGAUGGACUCUAGUACACUCGUUACAGUACAGUACUCUGGCUGUCUUGGUGUAAUUCUCUCUGAAGAACUUACCGUAACAGACCAGUGGACUCAAAGAGCAAGAAGUGUGAUUUUGAUAAAUGAGCCUUUAUUUCACAUAGGAUUAUUACAAAGUGUAAUGUCAGUGAUGACUUGUUCAUAACAUACUGGAAAUCGAUAUGUGAAAAGCAUGCAUUAAACAGCUCUAACUUCAAA